AUCAUUUGGGGCCGCAAAUAUUAUUAUUAUAUUUUUUUUUCUUUCAUCCAGAAUCCUCUCUGCCUCGGCUCGCCGGAGAGAACCUCCCAUUCCAGCCUACGAAUUCCCCCCCUCCUCUUCCCCGUUCAAGAAAGGGUAUCAUUCCAACUUCUUCUUCCCCAGCCAUCCGCCCGUCUUCCGACGGCGCUGAUGGCGGUUUCGACCAGCUCUUCGCCUCCUCCGGCCAUUCUUCAGGCCGCAGAUCGCCGCCGUGCGGUCUCCCCUUCCUCCUCCGGUUCCGUAACUAAGGUGGCCGACGACGAAACAGACACUAAGACGCUGCUCUCCAGGGACGCCAAUUUGGUUUCUGCACAGCAUCACCACCACCAACAGCAACCGCGUCGACGUACGGUGGCAAAGCUGAGACGGCCGCAGAGGCAGAAGUCCUUCCGUCAAGACAUCGGCCACGCAGCCUGCGAAACUUACCUCGUCACUCGACUCGCAAUCAAGCUUCUCCGAUACCUCGGGUAUUAUUAUAUUCUCUGCCAUGAGAGCUGGGAUUGGAAAUGUUGGCAUGAGUACUAGCCACUAGGCUAGGCUGACCUUGACGGAUACGCCCGUCAGUGUCUGUGCUUUUUCUGUUUCGACGCUUCUCUCUCAGUUAGGUUGCGACGAUCCUGUGGAAUUUGAGGCUAGGUUAUCGAUGGAUCACGAGAUUAGCCGCUCUUGCCCUUUAUGCAAUGCUUCUAAUGCCUGGCUUCCUUCAAGUUGCAUAUUACUACUACUUUUCAAGCCAGGUGAGGCGUAGCAUCACAUAUGGUGACCAACCCAGAAACCGGCUGGAUCUACAUUUUCCUGCAAACAUUGAUGAACCAAAGCCAGUGGUCAUUUUCGUAACUGGUGGUGCUUGGAUUAUAGGGUACAAAGCAUGGGGUGCAUUUCUUGGGAAGCAGUUGGCAGAGAGAGACAUCAUUGUCGCAUGCAUCGAUUAUAGUCAUUUUCUUCCUUAUGCAGAAAUUUUCCCCAGGGAACAAUAAGUGAUAUGGUAACAGAUGCAUCUGAAGGAAUCUCGUUUAUCUGCAGCAACAUCUCUGCAUAUGGCGGCGACCCUGACAGGAUCUAUCUAAUGGGGCAAUCCGCUGGUGCACAUAUUUCCUCAUGUGCUCUCUUGGAUCAGGCUUUUAAGGAGGCAAAGGGAGAGAAGGGCACAUGCUGGAGUGUCUCCCAAAUGAAAGCCUAUUUUGGUUUAUCUGGAGGGUACAACCUAUUAAAGUUGGUUGACCAUUUCCACAACCGUGGUCUGUAUCGCUCCCUUUUCUUAAGCAUAAUGGAGGGUGAGGAAUCACUGCCUAAAUUUUCGCCUGAAGUUAAACUAAAAGAUCCAAGUGCCAAAGCUGCCGUUUGUCAUUUGCCGCCCAUCGUCCUUUUUCAUGGAACUGCAGACAGAUCAAUGCCACCAUGCGCGAGUGAGGAUUUUGUAGAUGCUCUUCAAAGCUUAGGGGCUAAGGCGGAGCUUGUUCUGUACAAAGGAAAAACUCAUACUGACUUGUUUCUGCAAGAUCCUUUGAGAGGUGGCAAAGACGACUUGUUCGAACACAUAGUGGCCGCAAUACACGCUGGGGAUGCAGAAGCUCUUGCCAAAGAUGCCAAGGCACCUGCAAGGAGACGGCUGGUUCCAGAGGUUUUGUUAAGGUUGGCUGGGCACAUCAGCCCAUUUUAGGUCGUCGAAAAACUAGUGUGUUUGUUUGGGAAGAGAGAAGCGUAAUGGGGGGCUCUCCUCUGUGUAGUCAAGCUUUAUAUGUAGUAGGAUUGUUACUGCGGCUGCAGAUGCUGUAAGCCUGUAACAUAAUUGUUGAUGCAUCGUUCCUUUUCUAUUUUUAUGUCGAUGGUACAUCUUCCUCAUUGCGGUUUCCUUGAUUAUCUUUUUUUUUUUUUUUUGUGGGUACAAAUGGAAAAUAAGAAACAAAUUCAGCA
Molecule: messenger RNA, 1953 nt
Organism: Linum tenue
Lineage: Eukaryota; Viridiplantae; Streptophyta; Magnoliopsida; Malpighiales; Linaceae
Source: the annotation of a GenBank genome assembly